This is a messenger RNA of Spirodela intermedia, 11677 nucleotides long. The record is from the annotation of a GenBank genome assembly. NCBI's taxonomy places the organism in Eukaryota, Viridiplantae, Streptophyta, Magnoliopsida, Alismatales, Araceae.
AUGAGCAUGUUUGCUUUGUGCAGGAGAUGGAUGAGGUCCGAGGCGGCGAAGGCGUCCCGCCCCUUCCUCCGAUCUUCUUCUCCUGCUUCGCCGCGUCUCUUCUCCUCCCAUUCAGGGUACGUUUACGUUUGGAUCAAGAGUCCUUUGUUGGUUUCGCAUUUAUGCGUCUGUAAAUGGGAAUUGGCACGGUCGUUGCUCCCUUCUCCCUGUGUGUAACGCGUAUUAUUCUGAUCGACGUUCGAUACAGGUUGAUGCUAAUCUUCAUAUUUUUGCCGUAUUUAUUUUCUAUGGUAGCAUGAGCUUAUUUCCUCGGUACAUGUUCUCUCCGGGUGUUAUUUUAUUAUCAAAUUGUUAUAGACGGAACACCCACAUUCCGCGUUUGGCUUGAGAUGUUCUGGAUCUGGUUUUUGGUGUGAGCUGGCGUUUGUGCUUGGAUUUUAUUUCUGCUUAGUACCAUUUAAACUUCUCCCGGACCUCUUAUGCACAAGAUUUUAUUGUCGACACUAAGUUGAUGUAACUUUUCUAGUUCCCCGUUUCCUUUGUCCAUGGCCACUCUGAUAUGCUGACAUCGAAUAUCUCUAUCGUCUGGAUACUUAUAAUGUAAUGUAGUAUGUUCGUUGUGUAAACGUGGGGUUAUUUGAAAUGGCGUUCAAGUACACAUUGAGGGGCUAAGUGGACGAAGCCUCAGCAUGUUGUGAAAAUUCAUACCUGGAAAUUUUCUGAAUUCAUGAUUUAAACAUUAUUGCGGCAUUCUGAUGUAGUUAUUAUUGGGAAAUGAUUGUAGUUUGUUGUGUUUAGUUUCUUACAUUUAUUUGUGUAAUUUUACUAGGUCUUUCAAUUCACCACCAUUUGCUACAGUCUCUGUUGAACAUAUUUCUGGCUCACAGCCGGCUGAAGUGCUGAACUUGGGUAAACUCUAUGUUUAAAUUCAAAUCCGUUGCUGAAUGUUUAAUUCAAUCUCUCGAUUUUUUUCCCAGCUGUGCGUCUUCUUGUAUCAUGUUAUAAAAUUUCGGUAACAAUCUAGUUUAAAACAAGAACACCAAAGUUCAAUGCUUGAAUUUUCCAUGCAUAUUUUUUAUUUGCUUUAAUGUUCCAAAAGAAAAAAAAAAUUGCGUUCUUUCUAGACCUCUUCUGUAGGUGGCCAAAUUGUAUUUACGGCUCGAAGUGAAGAUGUUCCCAUCAUUAGGCCUUGACAGUUCAACACAGAUGUACAACACACGGCGAAAUCGUUGUGAUAUCAUGGCUACGUAGUGUGUUCACUUUCAUUGAUGAAAUAAUGACGUUUUGGUCAGAGUUUAAUACGAUUUGGUUAUUCAGAGUAGAUACAAUUAUGUUAAUUAUUGUAUCGAGACCAUGCAACCAUAACUUUUCCAGAUGUGUAUGUAGUGAUGAUGAGGUUUAGUGCAGGGUGAAUGGAAAACAUCCUCCUGGUGGAAUUGGAUUGUAGACCCCUUGAAUGGAGAGCAUUUCAUCAAAGUUGCUGAUGUUCAGGAAACUGAGAUAAAGGUCAGUAACAUCACUGGAAAAUAAACUAGUUUUAUGAAAAAUAUUUUUAUUUUGUCUAAGCGGGUUAAGUAAAUGUUUGUUGAUUUUUUUAAUCUCAACCGAAUGCCUUACUUUUUUACAUCUUUAAUUUUUUAUUUAAAUGCUUUAAGAUUAUUUCAUUUGUGCCAUUUAUGCUAGGGAUCAUUGAGAGCCUUUUUUUCUCUAUGUAAGAGGACUAACAUACAUGAACUUCUCGCCUUUUCUGCAGCCAUUUGUGGAAAGCUUGUCUAAAUGCCCAAAAUAUGGACUCCAUAAUCCUCUCAGGGCUCCAGAGAGGUUUCUUUCCUCUUUCACGUAUCCAAAUCGUAGCUGUUGUAUUUUCGCUUGGGAAAAUAUAAACAUAUUUUCCCAAAAACAACUAGUUUUAUUCAUGUAUGCAUGUAUAUGUGUGUAGAAUGGUUCUUUUUCUUUUCAAAUUUUGUUCAUCUUGGGAAGUUUGUGGUUACAAAAUAAUAUACUACAUGUGAACUCCGCUCAUAUUCUGACUUCCGUUUUCUAGAUAUAUUAUCUUUGGGGACAUUUCUGCGAAGGCUGCUCAUAUGCUUGCUAGACCUGAGGUCACAUCUUUUCUAUUUCAUUUUUUUCAGAUAUUUUGGUUAAUUAUCCUAUAUAUGGGAGAACCCAUUCUAUUUCAAAACCAUGUAAAUUUCAUUUUUUGUGUUAAAUAAAUUUCUCGUCAUCUCUUAUAUGAUCACUUAUGCUGGUUUAUACAUUAUAGGUAUCUGAUUUCUUUUCUAGACUUAUACAAAGAGUUUCCCCGAAGAGUUAUAACCAAGCACAAGCUGAAGUAUAUGUCUCACAAAAAUUUUUGGAGAAUUUCUCAGGUGACCAGGUAUAUUUCUAUUUGGUUGCUUGAUUGUUAAUUGUCCAGGCUGUAGCAUUACUGAGUUCAUGCUUUCCUUUAUUUGUAUUCAGCUGAUGAGGAUUGAACUCAGAUGUUGUAAUUGUUGGACGUAGUUGAUUUUCCUUUAAGAUAAAAAUCGUUUUCUUUGGUUAUAUGCUCGAAAGAUAAUUAUCAUAUUUAAAAUAAUAAUUUGGUUUAACCUUUUUUACUUGGAUUAGUUUUUUUCCGACAGAGCUUUCAUUUACCGUAUCCUCCAUAUAUUUUGUACUAUUACUGGUGCUCACAGAACUCACGGUGGCAGAAAGCCCUUAACUGACGUUUGGUCUUAACAGUUACUGAGUCAUGAUAGACACAGGGACUGGGCUGGCAACUUAAUCCAAUAAUGUAGGGAUUGAACCCGGGUUCAAAUAUCUGCAUGUCGUUGAGGCUUUCAGAAGUGUUGUCGUGGGGCAUGUCCGUAAUGGGGCCAAUUGUACUGCUGUUUGGCAGCACCUGAAGGCCAAAACCUCCACUAAAAUCCUUUCAAACUCUUUCUGUCAAAAUCAUUUUACAAAGAAACCAUGUUGGUGAUAUCAAUACGUAAAUCAUUCUAUACCCCAAUGAGGUUAAUUUUUAUCAACUUAUUACCUAAUUGUAUCGUACGAGUUUUAAACAAGGUUUAAAAAUAACACAACAUUGGAGACAUGGAUCAAAAAUCAAAGAUAGUUUAAAAUUGAGAUAUAGAUUACACAAACUGAGACACAAGUAGGUAUGAUCACUCACGAACAUUAUUUUUAAAUAUUUCAAAUUACCGAAUUAUUACUCAUCCUGUAUAGAAAAGAAUGCUUGAAGAUUUUGAUAACGUUUAUGUUUAUUUGCAUUGUAGAAAAUUUCCGCGAUUUGAUUUUAUUUGUGGAUAAAUGAGGAAUAGUUUCGUGCUUAUUUGAUAAUUAUGGUUGUCCUAAUGGGCCAAGAAAAUUUGACUAAAAAAUUUAGCACUUCUCAGAGGCAAGCUUUGUUACCUAUGAGAUGGUGUUUGUCAAGAUUUCAGAUUUCAUAUUGAGAUGUGUCACCAUGCUAAUCACCAAGAAGAAUAUACGAUUAUGACCCUAGUUGUCGUAGGUUUGUUAUUUUGAGAAGCUCACGUUAAGAAAGUCACGGGUUCUAGAUCCUUGGCAUCAUGUUUUCCAACUUUUAAGUUAAAGGAUGAGCUUUUGGAGUUUUAUGAUCCAGUUAAAAGAUGAAUGGCAUAUUGAGCUUUAGAUUUUCUAGAAACCUUAAAAUGAGUGGGUUUGGUGGGUUUUAAGUUGUUUUCUGUAUUAGGAAACCUUGUUUUUCUGUGCGUGUAUCCAUGAUUCUUGAACCACUUUUUUGUAACAUAUUGUCUAGGAUGCUUUGUCAAUUUCGGUGGUUUUUUUGUCUUAUUUAUAUAUUUUGAAAUCAGAGGUAAGUGUCGCUCUAGAAAUAUUUGCUUCUAUGCAUACUUGUUUCUAUCCUAUUUUACUUAUUCUUUAUGAACAGAAUGACUUGUUUCCUAUGAAAUAUUUGAAUAAUCAUGCCUUGAUGUUUAUAUUCAUUUGGCCUAACAGGUUCGCUUCCUAGCCCGUUCAUUUUCUGUGCCCGGUAAUCAUCUGGGACAACAAAGUAAUGGUUUUCGUUGGCCUUAUGGUCCUGUAAGGAUAUUUUCUUUGAUGUCCCUUUGAGUUAAUUUAAUUACUAGAUGGACUAGUCAUUUAUUGAGUUAUAAGGAACCGAAGAUUCAUUGCUUUUUCAACUUAAAUUUUCUAUUUAAUUAUUUUCUCAGUUUUUUUGGUCUUUUUUACAAUUUUUAGAUACAUGCUUGUAAUUAGUUGGAAGAAAUUUUGGUAUUUCGUGUUGAGUGAUCAAUUUGGAGGAAAAGACACAAUAAUGUUUUUUAUUUAUUUUAAUAUUUUAGCCUACUGCAAUCUAUUUUCAGAUGUAAUUAGCAGAAAUUUAUCUUUCUUGGGAGAGAAAAAACAUUUUUUUAUUUAUAGGAUACAAACCCAUUACGAUAUUUCCAAUUAUAGGAUAGCUUUCCUGACAAAGUGGCCGUGCUGAUGGGCUUAGCUGCAUGUCGCAAGCCAAAGUAUGUAGACUUCUAUCUUAACCUGGAAAUGCUGAUUGCGCAGGUGGCUAUAAUUACUCCAUUCAAUUUUCCAUUGGAGAUUCCUCUUUUGCAAGUGAUGGGUGCUCUCUACAUGGGAAACAAACCCAUUCUUAAAGUAGAUAGCAAGGUAUGCCAUAGAAGACAGCAAAUCCAUCUUUCGUUUCUUUUGAAACAUGCUUUCGUCUGUUGAUAUUGGUUAGGAGGAGAAAAUCUCGAUUUCUCAGAUGUUGAGAAACUUUGAGGUUGGUAAAUCAUAUAUUGUGCUUUUUAUGAUGAGAUUUCGUCUAAAAUAUUUCACAUACGCAUGUAGGCAGGCCUUUCCAGCAAACUGCUCCUGUCUUCCUUUCAUAAUCAAGUCCGAUUGCUUGAUUUUCAAACCUAAAAAAAAUGAUGUUCAAUUAAUGUCUGAGAAAUCAUUGUGUUAAAUGUCAGUCUUUUAUAAUAUUCCAGAAAUUUCUUAUUUUCAUUUAAGUUUCAAGCUUCAACUGCAUCUAAGGCUGAUAUUUUCAGCUCUCCCUGGCAUAUCUAUCGAACCGUCUUAUUCAGGACAGUGGGUAAGCUUUGAGGACGGUCUUUCAGAACAUGAUAGUUUCCAUAGUGAGGAUCAUUUAUAACUUUCUUUCUCUUGUUUUUCUUAUUUUAAAUUCUUAAAUUUCAGUAUCUUAUGUGAUUUUCAUAAACCGUAUUGUUUUCUUAAUCCUCUUCAGUAGUUAAAAACAAUUUGUGGACACCUAAUCAAUGUGAAAAAUAUUUGGAUGAUUGGGAGUUGAUAAAAAUAUUUGAAGAUUUCCCCUAAUUGAAGAUUUACUGACUAUUGAAAGUUUUUAGGUAAGCAUUGUGAUGGAGCAGAUGAUUCGUCUACUUCACAAUUGUGGGCUGCCAAAGGAGGAUGUUGACUUUAUUAACACUGAUGGUAUCACAAUGAACAAGUUAUUAAUGGAGGUCAGUUUUCUCGGGAAUAUUUUAGGGAACCGUGUUGUUGUUUUAUAAGAUGCAGUUUUACAUGUGGUUGAAUUUAUUCCCAGAUUCAGUCGUUGCUUCAUCAGUUUUUAAGCAGGUUACUAAUGCAUACAGGAUAUGCAUUCGACUAUCAACAUCUGUAAAAGGAUACACGGUGAAGAAAUUUUAUAUGAUGCGUGUGCUCAAAACAAUAGUGAGGAUACGUAUUUGACUAUCAUCAUUUCCAACUUCCACUAUCAUAAAUACUAUCAUUAUUGCAGCUACCACCACCAUCUUUACCACUGCCACAGCUGCUGCCACCCAUUAAUUGAAAGGAAUUUUUUUUAUGGUUAUAUAGUUUUAGAGUCACCGCAUUCUCCAUGUGCUGCUCUAUUAUGGUUACUACAUACUGUACGAUCAACUGUCCCUAGAUAUGUCGAGCUACAGUGAAACAAAAGGAUACGCAAGAAGUGCAUAACUUUCACAGAAGAUAAAUUUAAAUUUUAUUGAACCAACUCUAUUCUGCGGUGUAGGAUUGAUAGAUGGUUCUAUGCAGUCAAUAGUUGUAGCUCAGUAUUCAGACCAACCAGACCGUUCAUUAAGCAAGGUGGCCUGAAAAUUUUUGUAUCCCCACUUGAAAAUCCUUCAAUUUUUUUAUGUGGUGUAGUUGGUGGGGAGUAACUACUUUCCUCAUCAACUUGAAUUCGUAAAUGGCACAAGCUAAUAGCAUCUCAAUAGAAUUUCAUUGCUUAGGGAUCAGAUCAGAAGUCUGACCUCUACACAGCCUGUUACUUACAGAUACCUUUUAGUUUAAAAUUUUAUUGUUUUUUGAAAUCAUUAGAAAUUCAAUCACAAAUUCAAUAACAAUAAAAUUUUCUUGUUACUGGGAUUUUCGUACUUAUGCUGGAAUGACAUUUAGUAUGUGCAUGCAUUCAAUGAAACAGGUAAUUAUCAUAUGGUACAACAUUGCAUAUUUUAUGUGGUAGUUAACGAUGAUGAACUAUAGAAUUAUUUGACUAACUCUCUAAUCAAUUUCUCAGGCAAGUCCAUCAAUGACUCUUUUUACUGGAAGCUCGCGGGUCGCAGAGAAGUUAGCUGCUGAUUUAAAAGGGCGUAUUAAAUUAGAAGAUGCAGGUUUUGAUUGGAAAAUUCUGGGGCCAGAUGUUCAAGCGGUAUCUCCUUCUUGAAAUAUUUGAAACUGCGGUUAUCCCCUCUGAAAAUAUUCCAUUUUUUUUGGUUGAUCGCAAUCCUGGCAUGAUUGCUUUUCAGGUUGAUUAUGUUGCAUGGGUUUGUGACCAGGACGCCUAUGCUUGCAGCGGUCAAAAGUGCUCUGCACAAUCCAUUCUUUUUAUUCACGAGGUGACAUUAUCAUUAAAACAUUCGGACCAUUCUGAUCCAUUAUUUACGAAGGGAUAACCCGCAUCACGCUGUUCAUGUCAGUAUAUAUAUAUUUAGAUAUCGAAUCUAACAACAGAAACGAGUACUCUUAUAUUGAGAUUAGUAUACCAAAAAAGUGAUCAUAGUAUGAGUGCAAUUUAAAUAACAAUAAAAGACCUGCCAUACCACUUGAUAUGUCCAUUGGCAUUGUUGUCGUCGUUGACAACUAAUACAAUUUCCAGAUCACCAUGGAUGGUUUGAAGCAUAGUGUUGUUAAGCUUUUCUAUUUAUUUUGUGUAUUAUUUAAUUUUUACGGAAUGCAUAAGUUUUGUUUAAAGGAUAACUUGAUAAAAAAUGAAACUUUCAAUGAUACGAUCCUUCUGGAUUUUGGCUUCUUGCCAAGUUACUCCUGAUGAAACUGUAAACUGAGUUCCAAUUCCGAUGACUAAAAACCGUGGACUCGUACCUUUUUUUGGCGUGAAGUAGUAGGUUCCUGCCAUCCUCAUGUGUUCAUCAUCCAUUUCUUUCGUUACCAUUCUUUUUAGCCUUACUGUCAUUCAUUAUUGUGGAAGGAAUCAAGGAGUUUUAACCUCUCAGCUUCCUCAAUAUCCUUCUGUGCUCCCAGGCUUGUUUUCCAUUCUGAUUUAACCUUUAACCGAUGCAGAUCCUGGACCACUAGUAACCCAGACCACGUAUGACUUAUUUUUGUUUCUAUCGAGAUCUGGUAUUCUAAGGUUCUAACUUACAUGUUUGUUCUGUGCUAAACUAGAUUUCAAGAGUAUUCUUGUCUAAAAUAGAAUACAUUUCUCAGUGUACAAGUUCUUGAAGAGGGAGGGCGGAUUCCACCUAGAAACCCUUGGUGAGACACAGUGGUUAGGAUAAACACCGUAUCCGCGGGUGAGGAAAGCUGGAGAAUAUUUUUUCUUACACCUCUCCUCUCCCCAAGGCGAGAAUUUAUCGAUGUUUGAAACCGUAUAAGCCUGAUAGGCCCAAGACGAUCUAAUGGCCCAAAGUGGGUCUAGUGUGCUCAUUCAAUCCAGGCAACAAAAAAUAGCUUUUCUUCAACACAUGGAGAAGAAAGCUGGAGGAUUUAAUGUUUGAUUGUCUUCAUGUUGCAUUGUUUCUAUAUCUGAAGAUUCUGAUCUCUUACUCCGUUCUAAUUUGGACGUACUAAUGUGCAGAACUGGAGCUCAAGUGCACUUUUGUCGAAAAUGAAAUUUCUUGCUGAGAGAAGAAAACUUGAGGAUUUAACAAUUGGACCCGUCCUUACAGUAAGUUUUUUAGUGGCAAUCAUCUCGUCUAAUUAUUUUUAAAAUACCGUAUAAUACUUUUGUUGCGGUAAUAUCUUUAAUGCCUUUUUUAAUUUACCAGCUAAUCAUUUCUCAGAGUUUACACAAGGAAGUUUAUCUUCUUUGUGUUCAUGGUCUUUCUCAUGUUCCUUGCACAGUCUGUGAGCUCGUUUGUAAACUGAUUUAUGAGGUGCCAUUUUUUGGAAGCUUGGCUCGUUGAAUUCAUUCUGUCAAAUUGCCUGUAGAAAUUUGAGACAAAAGCAAGAAUAACUGCGUUGAUAUGCCUAUGACUAGAGGCUGCUGUAUUUGGGAGAGUAGAAUCAGGCUAAACACCUCAACGGAAUGCCCUUUUUCUAAACUUGGUGUUGCCCAGGUUCUUCAUCGUUAUGUUACCAUUUCAUAUGCGGUUGGCUUCUGUGUUGAAUAUUCAAUGUCGUUUUUCAAAUGCUGGUUUAAUCUGUCUACAUAAUUUUUUUAAUUAGGACAGAAGAGUAUCACGUUUGACUCUGAAAAUUUUAUAACGAGUAUUAAUAAAAUGCAAAGUGAGACAAAGAAAUAACAAAAACAACGACAAGGAAAUAAAUAAAGGGAGAAUCUAUGCAUCUCUUGCUCCUACAAUGGUUUUCUCAACUGAUUCACAGGCUCAAUCAUGCACCUCCCCCAUUAAUCCCACACCCUCUGGAUCUCGUAGAACCCCUAAGAGGAAGCAAAGAAGAGGAUCUGGGUAAUGCGUGUUGACUCCAAGAAAUAUUGGAUAUAAUUUGAUCUGGUAAAAACUUUCUUCUGGUAGGUUGUAUUGUUGGAAUGAGUAUUAGAAGAAAAAAAAUUCUUAGAGGCAUUUAUUUACAGCAAGGGGAUGAAUCUUACCUAACUGAGGGUUCUUCAGUCUGCAACUUAACAAACAUAUUUGGAAAUGUUUCUACUCUAUAUGAUGCAUUCGACUUGCUAACCAGUCAUCUUUGCCGCGUAUUUGGAAAAUUUUACGAGAGUGAGCCAUGCACUGCCUAAAGGUUUUGGAAAUGUGGCAGAAUCUUGGAAGGGAGAUUCUCUUCUCUGUUUAAGAGAUUUUAUAGGAGUCUCAAUUAAACGGAGGUCAUAUGCCAUAUGGCAGGAGAUUCGGCAGCCGGAAGAAGGGUAUUUUCUUAUCUGCCCGGCGGGAUAUUAUUAUUAUUCGAAUAUUGUGAAGGAACAGUUGGAUGAAGCAGCGGUUUCCAAAACCUUAAACAGAGAAACCUGGGGGCUUUAAGAGGUUAGUUCUUAGCAACCCAUUUUCUGAGGCUUUCUAUAAACCUGGGGAAGUUAUGUGGUGAGAAAAUUUCUGCAUGGAUGAAGGUUCUUGCAAACAAAGGCUGUCUUAUCUGGGGGAGGUUCCCCAUGAUAUUCAGAUCUGUCCAUUGAAACCUACUGCUCAGUGAUCCGCCACUCGUUAUCCUGCAACCCUGGCAAGGGGGGGGAGUGCCCUUGCACUGGUACUUCUUACGCUAUAGAUCCGAUGAUAUUAUCGAAUUGAGAUGAUGAAAUUGUGGUGCUCGGCCUGGCAAGUCGGCCGUGAGAAAGCAUUGGAUGAAUAUUCAGGUUAUUCAGUGGGAAAGAAAAACAUGCAGUCGUUAAUAUUGUUUCCACCAUUGUUCAUCUUGAAGGACAUUUAGGGCCAAAUUAAGGUGACAUAAUCACGGCGGAUUUUUAUCCUACUGAAAACCCAGAUGGGGAGAAUUAGCAGAGAGCUGAUGGUCUCGAGCUUCUCAUAUAAUGGAGUGACCCAACCCAUAGGGUGGAUCAACCCGCGCAGUAAGAAUGCCCAUGGCAAAAUAGCUGGAACUUUGGGAAUUAACUAUCACUCAACAUAGUUGGCUUGAAGAAAUAGUGACCUUAGAACAAUGAGGGAGGGAUGAUAAUUUUUUCAAUGAAUACUUAAAUUUAAUUGGCAGGCAGUUUUCCCAGCCAAGGAAGCCAGCCGGGGAUCUUCAUCACAUAUGAUUAUUGAAGGGGUUCUAUCCGCUUUUGUGUUUCUUCAGGUGACCACCGACAGCUUGCUGGCACAUGUUGAAAAAUUGCUGCAGGUUCCAGGGUCAAAGCUUCUCUUCGGAGGCAGACCUUUGGAGAACCAUUCCAUUCCAAGUAUUUAUGGCGCCUUGAAGCCAACAGCACUCUUCGUUCCUCUCGUUGAACUGGUGAAGGAGAGCAAUUUCGAGCUCGCUACGAAGGAGAUCUUUGGUCCCUUCCAGGUAAUGUUCCUCCCAGCCAGAUGGGUUCGUUGUCACUGAGGACGUUCUAUCUGUUUCUCCGUUUUUCUUUUUCUUUUUUUCUUUCUGAUACUAUAGAUUCCAAACGGAGAUAUUUAUUUAUUUAUUUAGUCAUUUAUUUAUGUAGUAUUAGGAAGCCUUUCCCGUGUUUCAUAGCUUGAAAACCUGCCUGGCUAACACUGCCCAAGAGGUUCUAGUGUUCCAGCUUUUGAAAUUCUGACAGCUAAGCAACUGUGGAUCUCGUUCUAUAUUUAUCCGGAAUAUUAAAAGAGUAGACAUUUGGGUUCGUAUAAAUUUCUACAUAUCAUGCCAGUGAUCAUUCAAUCUUUCCGCAGAUCGUUACAGAGUACAGGCAUGACCAACUCCCACUGGUUUUGGAUGCGUGCCAGCGGAUGCAUGCACACCUGACCGCCGCAGUGGUUUCGAACGAUCUUCUGUUCCUGCAGGCAAGAACUCCAAACUUGGCUAUUUUAAUUAAAUUCCCACCCCCUCCUGGUGUGUUUCUCAAGGUGGGCACAGCAAGCAUUCCAUCAAUGACCUGCCUUGAUUUCUUCCCCUCCGUAGCUUUCCGACCAUAGUUUUUGGCCUGGUUAGCUUAGCUUAAUGGGGAAGGUCCCUGUCAUGGGGGGACAUCGCCAUUCGAAAAGAAGAAGAACAAAACGAAACUGAGGGCAACUGCUCCAUGUCCGGGCGGACACCUGGACUAGUAGUACCAUCUUAAAGUAGUAUUUUUUUCCUCUUUUAGGAGGUCCCUCUAUCAGAGGCUGGCAGAGACUGAGAAGCUUGAAACGGUGGGCAUCAGAAAAAGAUGUUCUGGCAUCAGAAAUGUGUCCGACGCUGGUUGGUCAGCAGUGGAUCUUCCGGGUUUAAAGAACACAGGAUUUUGAUGCCAAAUUUGGGAAUUUUGAGUCGAUAAUUUUGGUUAUGGCUCGUGGAAUUGGGCAUCCUUCUCGUGUAUCAGAUCCCCGAUUAAUCUUCCUUGCAGAAGAAUGAAAGUUAUCUCCAACCUUGCUUGAUCUGGGAAUUUUCUAUACUUGCAGGAGGUGCUCGGGAAGUCCGUCAACGGCACUACCUACGCUGGGAUGAGAGCCCGCACCACGGGCGCCCCUCAGAACCACUGGUGAGUGAGAAACCCUUCUCUCUCUCUGUCUUCCUCGUUUCCCCCGGCGGCGCUGAAACACUGGGCCCUCGCAGGUUCGGGCCUGCCGGCGACCCGAGGGGCGCCGGAAUCGGGACGCCGGAGGCAAUCAAGCUUGUCUGGUCCUGUCACAGAGAGAUCAUCCACGACGUCGGCCCUCUGCCGGCCAACUGGGUUCUCCCUCCGUCCUCCUGA